AUACCCCAGUAGGACUCGUGGCGCCCCGUCUCCUCGGGGGUGAAAUCGUGUCGGUAACGUGGAGAAACUGGCGUCAGUCAAACCCCCAGAACUGAGCCUCUACUUUGGUCUAUCCUCUUUGGCCAAGCGGAUGCGCAGAGAGGAUCUAUUAAGAUACCCACCUAACGCUUGAUCACCGGAGUUCGUUGAGGUUCGUUGUCAUUGUGGGCAGUUUUGGCGGGAAGUCGGUCGAAGUAAUACUACAAUGGUGAAGGAGGAUACUUUGGCGCAAUAUUUCGAUAAAUUAUCCUAUACCAUCGAGGAUAAGGAGGUCCUACUUAAAUUUGAUGCUGUUCCUUUGCGAUUGAUAAUAUCUAUUUAUUGACUAACCUGAGAGGAAAAUAUCUUGUGUCAAGUCUACAUGGGGCACACUGGUUCCCUAGUACAUAAUUUUUUCCAUUCAAUCGCCUUUGAAUACUUUAAAACACCGAAGCUCUGAACAUAACCUCAACACAUCAUCGCGCUGGACGAAAAUGAAGUUCGUUUUAUCGAGUCUUCGGUUGAUUAUCUCGUGACCUCGGGUAACACCAUCCGCAGAUGUACGAGUAUUGUGGGGGGAAAUUAGUGGCGACCAAAGUACAGCUCGGCGCACCUGGACCACCAGAGCUAUUCGCAGGGCCACAUUUUCAUCUAAACAAAUGACGAAUGCGACGUUUUUCAUGAGGAAUACAGCUUGGACGAUCUCCAUGAUGAAAUGGAGAUCGAGGCAGUUCGCCUAGCAACGCAAGCGAGAGUACUACUAGCAUCUUCCAUCGAUUAUUUAUUAAAAUUAAUACAAUCCUGUUUGCCUUCAUAUUGACUAGUAUUUUGUUAAUCAAUUCUACAAUAUACGAGGAUUACUUGAACGAAGAAAAUAGAGGGGUGUCUGAUAAUAUUCAGCAAAUGAAACUAUCUGCUAAAGUAUCUAGAAAUUGAUGAAACCUCGCCAGAAUUGCUGUUAAUUUCAAGGUCAUUUAAUGUAAUUUCACUCUAGCCCAAAGUACUAUACUGAUUUGGACAUAAACCAAGCAAAUCUCACGACAAUGAGAAAAAAGAUGAGCAUUGUCAAAACGUGUCAUGCUAAAAUUGCUACAUCAUGGUUCAUAGCUAUUGAUCUAGCCCAGUGUCUCGCAAACUUUUUUAGUCUGCGGCACGCUAACUGAGGAAUUUUUUUUCCGCAGCACACUAAGCUAAAUAAAUUUUCGGAAGAAAACGUAUAUUUAAAAAUAAUUUUAAAAAUUUGUUUUACAAACAGAUUUCAAGUCAAAUAAUUAUGCUCGGAAGACACGUCUACUCUAUACCGAUUUCAUAGACGAACUGACCAGGUCUACAAAGGGAAACAAUACCCUGGACCUUCCAGCCACAUGUUCUCAAAGAGUCCCAUUCAUCCCUCUCUGUCUUCAUACCUACAAACAAGCCUAAAUGCUAUACCUCACACUCCUCGGAAUUCAAACCCAUAAAAAUGUCUUUCAACACUCAGAAGAGAAUAAGAUUGACUUUUGUUCUCUAUUUAUUUUAUGAAAAAUCCAACAGGUACAAUAGAAAGGAACAUAUUAUUAUUUUAAGCUUAAUGUGAUGGAUGGGCUUGUUUCUGGGAACAAAUUUGCAUUAUUCGUACCCCCUCGCUUGUGCAUCUUGUUGUUACGACAAAGUUUGAGCGGGCAAAUACGAGUACCUGCCUUCUGGCUAAUUUAGUUAAAGUUAAAUGACUACUUUUUGGGUACUUUUAUAGUUAUCAGAAAUUGGUUUUUAGAUUAAUCUCAGAAUAUCUAGUGCAACUUGGAAAAUCUUUUGCGGCACACUUAACAUUUUUCCGCGGCACACACUUUGCGAGAUACUGAUCUAGCCGAUGGAAUGCCUAAUAUGAGAUAUCAAUUUAAAGGAAUCAAUAAGAUCUAUAAAUUGACAUGUAAUACGUCUUCAAUAGUCAAGUUGACAGCCCUCAUACAUAGCACAAACCGUCUUUUUUGACGUGUCACAUAACAGAGAAGAUGAAACAACUUGCUAUACUUGACGAGAAAUUCACUGAAAUCAUAAUUGUUACACAACAUAGCACAGCAAUAAAUUCGUUCAAUUUACUUGAUCAGUGCAUAUAGAAAACCCGAAGCUAAGCCGAAUUCAUAAAAAACACGACAUAUAUUCGUUUCCUUACAAUAUACUCUUUAAAAGAGAGAGAAGAGAAAAGGGUACUGAAGAAAAUGAAGGGGCGUCUGUUGGAAUGUGGAAUACAGAAUUGGGAAACAAGUCAAAUCUGCUUCAGAGCAAUCAACUUAACUAUUUGAGGUCUUUCCUCUUCGAGAGCACUCGAGAAAUUCACUAAAAGUUCAAUAACUAAAUGAGUGAUGCGUAGAUCGGUCACAAAAGACAUAACGUAGAACAGUCACCUUCACGUUCCAUUCACUCCGUCAUUCAAUUCUAUCAUACCGACUAAACACAUCACUCUCGAUAAACAAUAUUGAGUAUUGUCUUUAAAAGAUUAUUUUUCAAUCUCUUAACAGUCUCUCAUAAAAUUAAUCAAAAUUAAUAUCGACCAAACCGCCAGGAGAUUCAUAAUAAUAAUAAUAAUAAUAAGAACGAUCCUAAUUACAAUUCUGCAAGAUAUAUUUUACAUUCUUGCAUAACUGGUACAGGAAAAUAAAUAGUACUAUUAUUAGUCAUAUGAUAUGUCAAUGAUGGUAAUCAGAAGGGUUUCGUCUUCCAAAUUUUCAAUGCCCCACACUAGUUUGAUUCUUGGUGCCUGUACCACAAGUGGAUCAGUUUGUGGAAUCUCGUCACUAUUUUAUUUUUCUCUGCUUUAUCAUAUCUUUCUACACACUAAAUGAUCUGAUAAUAAUAUUCGAGUGUCAUUACCUGAUGUCAAAACGUAAAAGUGCAAUUAUUUUAUUGUGUUUCAACCAAUAUUUGUUAGUUUUAUUGGAAGCGAGGUUAAUAAAUAAAUGACACUAUGAAAUAAGAGAAGUUGAAUUAUAUUUUAUUCGGAUGUAUUCUCAUUUCGAGAGAACUCAUCGAGAUGAAGAAGAGAUGUCAAAGAGUCAAUCAAAAGAGGAAUCCAACAUGUAUUGAUGGUCUGGAUUUGUGCGAUCUGUAUGGCCGCGACGAAGCGACGUUCGUUGAAGAGUGGGUGGGAUACGUAGCAUCGAAAAACUAUGAACCUGAGGACAGCAAUCCCUCGAUGGAGAAGCUGACAGAGUUCGAAAAUACAGUUUUGAAGAAGAGACAAACAAUUAAAACAGAGAGUGUGACUCCCAAGAGUGAAAUGGGGAUUUUAGCAGCAUCUGCAUCCUCAAAACUAUUCACUGAUGACGAAGGAAUCCUUGAGAUGUAUGGGUAUAAGCCAUCGACACCAUCCAUUAAACGACUGAGGAGUCCUGAACAUGCCGAAGUCAUCAAUCCUGAGAACAAAGUACGAGCUGUGGAGAGCUCGUACUCGCCUGCCAGUUAUGCCGUUAAAGCAGAACUUCCGAAACGAGAUGUGGCCGCCAACAUCAGUGGGAAAGUCAUUCAGCAAUUCGGGAAUUACGUAGAGACUUGGAAAAAUGAAAAAUCAAAGGAAAUCGUCAAACUCUGUAAAACAAUUAACUCUUGCGUAUCCUCAGACCAACCCUACAUGUUUGACAUUCUCUCUCGAAGACUGGAAAUUAUGGAGAACUAUUGCCACGAAAUGGGGAAACGGAUUUCUGACGACUGGCCGAUUGACAACAAAGAGAUGGUCGUUACUGCUAAUGUCACGGAGAUGAUUCAAGAGCCGUUUCGGACAUUUGGUCGAAUAAAGUGCGAGAGGAUGGAGGGAACUGCGUCCUUCAUGUUGCAAAAUUGGUUUAUCCCGGACGAUGACGAGAAAGUGGAUGAUGAUCCCUCGCGAAGAAGGAAGGGUGGUGGUAGUGUGUCGACAUCCUUGAAUAUGAGCAAAUUGAAACAAUUUUCCAUAUUUCCUGGCGAAAUAGUCGUCGUGGAAGGUGUAAAUCCAGGAACUGAAACAUUUAUUGUCAGGGAAAUGAGGGCAAGAGUUGGGGUGCAACCAACCCCUCCACCGAGUAUUAGACAGACGAUGCAGAUUGUCGUGGCUUGUGGACCUUUCACUCAAGGGGAUCGACUCGACUUUCAGCCGCUGAUGAAUCUCAUGCAGAAUGUCGCGGAAACUGAACCCAAUUUACUUGUCCUGGUGGGACCUUUUAUACCUCAAGAUAAUGAGGAUAUUAAACAAGCCGUCGUCGUCGACACACUUCAGGAGGUUUUCGAAGAAUUGGUGGAGAAAAUCAUGAAUUUUGUGAAGGGUUCCUGCACGCAAGUUCUUCUGAUGUCCUCCAGCAAAGAUGCUCAUCAUGAUAAUGUCUAUCCAACUCCAGAGUAUUUUAUUCCUCAAACACUGAAGUCUUCUAAUAUUCACACUAUCUCAGAUCCAGGAAUGAUCAAUGUUAAUGGGCUUGCCCUGGCUGCUACGUCUGUCGAUAUUCUCAAGCACCUGGCAGGCAAGGAAAUCAGCCAUAAUAUGACUGGUACAGACCGAGUCGUCCGUCUAGCCGAACACGUGUUGCAUCAGGCCUGCUUCUACCCCCUGUAUCCACCCUCCAAAGAAAUAAACAUGGAUAUUGAGCUGUGGGAGAAGUACGCACAUAUGAAAUGCAGACCACACAUUCUCUUACUACCUUCAUCCUUGAAACCCUUCUGCAAAUGGAGCGAUGACACAUUUAUCAUAAAUCCAGGGGAUAUGUCCAAGAAUUUGUACACCAGACUCAAGAUUCAUCCCACUGAUGGCAAGUUAUGGGGAUCAAAUUCCGUUGAUUGUGAGAUAUUGAAAGUUUAAAUAAAAAAUGAUACGUUUUUAGUUUUGAAGUGAAGUAUAAAUAAUAAUUUUUAUAUCAUAAGCAUUGUUUUUUAAUAAAAAAAAAAUCUCUACUGCCAACGAUAUUUUUUAUUUAAU
Molecule: messenger RNA, 4939 nt
Organism: Diachasmimorpha longicaudata
Lineage: Eukaryota; Metazoa; Arthropoda; Insecta; Hymenoptera; Braconidae
Gene: DNApol-alpha73
Product: DNA polymerase alpha subunit B
Exons: 11
Coding region: 3029-4822 (597 amino acids)
Biological process (GO): DNA replication; DNA replication initiation
Cellular component (GO): alpha DNA polymerase:primase complex
Molecular function (GO): DNA binding
Source: RefSeq, a predicted model, not a curated record